This is a messenger RNA of Protopterus annectens (West African lungfish), 2300 nucleotides long. It is a transcript of the gene CCDC85B, whose product is annotated as coiled-coil domain containing 85B. The transcript has a single exon. Lineage: Eukaryota; Metazoa; Chordata; Ceratodontiformes; Protopteridae. The record is from RefSeq and is a predicted model, not a curated record. Gene Ontology annotation, cellular component: nucleus. Bases 1049 to 1648 code for a protein of 199 amino acids. Gene Ontology annotation, biological process: negative regulation of DNA-templated transcription.
CGGCAAAAAGCUUGCUGUUAUUUCUUGUGGGUUUAUAUUGCCUUCAUUGGUGUGCAUUCUAGAGGGUUGAGGUUAAGCAUCGAAAGUUUUACAGAAACGAUACAAAACUGCCGCUGUAUCGGUGGCCCACCAGGAAGGAGACCCCCCCCUCGCCGAACCAAGCUCAUUGUUAGCUGCAGCCAGGAAGGAUGUACUGAUCCUGGCUGCUUUGUUAUUUCAAGGCUCUUGCACAUCCUGACGUCAGGCUGCUUUUCCCUUCUCGCCUUAUUUCCUGGAGGCAGGCGCUCAGUUCCUGCAGCCAAGGCUCGCAGUCCAGCUGGAUGCCCGCACGCGCCCGGACCUGGUCCGCCUGCUCUGCCGCUGCUACAAAACCCACGGGCACCGUCAUUCUCUACGUCCGAGGCUCGGCCGCGGUCAGCGCUCUACCUGCCUUCCGUGCGCUGACUUGGGCAGGUCCCUUCCUUACGACGCGAAUGUAUGGUCUAAGGAAUUUUCCUGGAAUAUUUUGCGUUAUUUAUUGGGCAGAGGUGAUCAGUUUAAUCAUCCUUUUCAUUAAUGUGGAUUUCUGCCAGGCUUUUGGAUUGAUGGAUGAUACCGCAAUUGCAAAUAUUGACUAAGAAGCGUGGAUUUCUGGAUUUUUUUCCAUUGAUACUGCAUUUUACAUUAACUGACACGGGAAUCUGAACAGAAAACGCGCUUUAUUCUAAGGGUCAUAUUAAGGUUUGGCAUUACAUCUUGUUUGCUUGAUUUAUGUAUAUAUAUACAUAUAUAUAUAUAUAUACAUAUAUAUUGUCUACAGCGUGUUGCACCCUUUUCUGCAGAAGAACUUCCGUAUCGCGCAAAGCGCUGUAAUAUUUUACUGUUUUAUUACAAACAGUACCAUAUAUAUGUAUAUAUUUUUGCAAAACUUGGGAUCAUCUAUAGAACAGCGUCAUUGCAAAAUACCAAAGCAUAAACAUAAGCCGUUCUGUCUUUAGGGUGAUUACGCUAUAGCACUUGAAAAUGAAACACUGAGGAACAGUAUCUGUAUUUUUACAAAUAAGAAACAAUGACCGAGGAUUGUGAGCUGCUCGACAGAGACCUAUCCAAGAUGUCUGAUGAAGAAAUAUUGACUUACACUAAAGAGGACCUAGUUAAGAAGCUGAGGAAGGAAGAGUCUGAGAAAAUCUCUACCUUGAUCCAGAGAGGUAGACUUAUCAAAGAGGUUAAUAAACAGUUGCAGGAGCACCUGCUGGAAAUCAGAGAGUUAAAAGUGGUGAACCGCAAACUACAGGAGGAAAACCAGGAGCUAAGAGACCUCUGUUGUUUCUUGGAUGAUGACAGACUGAAGGUAAAAAAAUUGGCCAGAGAAUGGCAACUAUUUGGACACCAUGCAGCAAAAAUAAUGCGAGAGGAUCUUGGGGGGUACCUAAAGAAACUUGCUAAGCUAGAGAGGCUUCAGGAGGACUUCAUCAAGGAAAAUCUGGAGCUAAAGGAGCUUUGUUUGGUCUUAGAGGAAGAAUGUGUAAGCAGGUCUGAUGCCAGCCCUGCUGGCUCUUCUGAGCUGAACCUGCCAUGUGGGCCCAGAGACUUGGGUGAUGGGAGCUCCAGCACUGGUAGUGUGGGAAGUCCAGAUCAGUUACAUCUGGUCUGCUCCCCUGAGGACUAGAACUUUACCUUCUAACUGAGGAUUAUUACACGCUCUUCUCACCAGAAAUGUAUGGCCCAGCCUGCUUAUCUGAAGGCCAAGCUUUCAUAUGCUUACCUGAAGAUUAGAAUUUGGCCUUCAUGCCUAAAUGCCACAGCUUUAGCUGCACAUCUAGUGACUAGGCCAUGGUCUGCUUUGCAGUGGACCUAAACAUUAUUCGCUUUUGCGUAAGGCCUUGAGUCUGGUUUAUGUUUCCUCAGCUUAGACAGCAAACGUUGUGCCAAAUUCAACAAUUAUUUCCUUCAUGGUGCUCAAUAAAGUCUGCCAUCUGUGUAGGCAGUUUUUUUACUGUGCCAUACUGGAUUCCAUAACAUUUAGCAAUAGUAUCACUGGCAACAUUUUAAUUUAUUUUGAUAUAGUUCUAUUAACAUUCAUAUAUUGGUACUUUUUUUUGCAACAGAUUGCAGGGUUCAUAUGUUGCAUGCUAGAUGCAGCAAAGGUAAUUGUCAACACAGAUACUGCCUGUUUUUUACUUUGUUAAUGGUGAAUAUGACAUUACUCACAAAUGCUGCCUGUCUUUCAUUCUGUUAAUGGCAAAAAUGAGACUACUGGUUAUUUUAGUCACAUUUUCAGAAACUGGUACAAUGAAAAUAAAAGUGUUUCUGUUCCUCAA